Vicia villosa (hairy vetch) is the source of this 819-nucleotide messenger RNA. Its product is annotated as auxin-responsive protein SAUR32. The coding region runs from base 324 to 635 and encodes 103 amino acids. Gene Ontology annotation, biological process: response to auxin. The transcript has a single exon. Lineage: Eukaryota; Viridiplantae; Streptophyta; Magnoliopsida; Fabales; Fabaceae. The record is from RefSeq and is a predicted model, not a curated record.
AUGUGAUUAAAAUCCAACGGUGUAGAAUCCAUCUAAGUAACCAGUGUCGACACAUAACACAACACAACACAGUUGUCGUAUAUAUCCACACAAACCUUCGCGUUUCAUAUACAUUUUCCCAUGUUUUUGUUUUUGCUUUUGUUUUUGUUUUUGUCUCGGUUAUUAAUAUCAUGAUAUCACCUUACACAAUCCCGCAAAAACCUUGGCUCUAUUACCUCGUUUUCCUCUAAGAUUUUCUACUUAAAACACACAAAACAUAGUACAGACACAAACAUAGGACUUGGUUCUUUUUUCUUGUUCUUCUUGCUUUUGUUGUUGCAGAGAUGGGGAGCGGUGAGAGAAGUGUGAAAGGGUUUCUUCUGCAUGGGAAGAAGCAAGGUGUACCGAAAGGGUUUCUUGCGAUCAAAGUGGGACAAGAUGAAGAAGAUCGACAGAGAUUCGUUGUGCCGGUGAUUUACUUCAACCAUCCACUUUUCAUGCAGCUUUUGAAAGAAGCUGAGGAAGAAUAUGGUUUUGAUCAGAAAGGGACGAUAACGAUUCCUUGUCAUGUUGAAGAGUUUAGAAAUAUUAGAGGUUUGAUUGAUAGGGAAAAGUCUCUUCAUCAUAAUCAUCAUGGUGGAUGCUUUGGAUUUUGAGACUUGAUUAACUUUUGAUUAGGUGGUGGUGGUGAUGAUGUAAAUUCUUCUUAAUUGUUACUUUUCUCUUUUGUUAGUUGGAUGAUGAUGAUGAAUUGUUAAUUACUCGUUGCUAUUGUAACUUGUUAGGAAAUUGUAUUAAUAAUGAAUGAAUGAAAGUAAAAAUAGAUGCUUUCUCUUUUUC